AGGAAAACUGUUCUGUCAUGCAACGUCUCGUCACCAGUGACAUAAAUGGCUGCUGGGGAAGAGGUGUGACUAAAUGAUCUUCCUGUGCUGAAACCACAGACAUUUGAUGAAAGAAAGAAACUCUGAAAGGAUACCAGAGGACAGAAAUCUGGAACUGUUCUGAAAACAACACAAAAAAAGGAGUCUUAUGCAGAAACUUUUGAAGAUCCUGAAAAAAUGGCAGCAGAUUGACAACGAAACAUCUCUGAGAAGCAGCAGCCCACCCAGAAAAAGAAGAGUCAUAGUUGAGGACGUUAAACCUUAAGAGAUGGAUUUGUCUUUAGAUUUGUGGUGAGAAACUGUUAAAGGGAUAAUGGACAAAUAUUGGAACAUGAUAAAAACUAAGAAACAACCACAACAGGAGCCUUAACAACAAAAGUUGGACAAAGAGGUGGUGCGAUUUUUACACAAAUAUUUUCUCCUCUCAUGCUCUCCAGUUGCUUUAUAAGUCACAUAACAUAAGACCGUGUGGACUCUAACCCUGUUUAUUUUGUAGUGUUUACUUGCACUCACUGUUGACAUGCUAUUCUGUGACAUCUGGAUUUGAUACCUGGCAGUUUUGAUCCUAGAUGUCUCAGCCACAUAACUCAACAGAUACUCAGUCCUUGCUGCAGUCCAUGCUGCAGAGACUGAAGCUCCAGCCAGGAAGAGAGGGACAGGCACUCCUGCACACACCAGCUGCUUCCACAUGGGGACAAGAUGGAGGAAUAGGAGCCUCCAACCUUCAGCAAAUAAACAAUGGUCCGGAAAAUAGCAUUGCGUUUGGUACUAAUGGUAUCCCUUCAAAAGAUUUUGGGAUCUCUGCUGCAGGCAAAGAUGGGGAAAUACCGCAACGAGGCCAUGGCUGUGAAGUGGAUGAGCAUCUCAUUUCCUUCCCUUCCCAGAAACACAAAAGUGAUGAUGACACAAGUCCGAACGGGGUACUGGGACAGGUCACAUCACCUGGGAUCGCUCCAACAGGAACAGGGUGGCUUUUUCCUGCUAAAUCACUUAAGGAUGCUGACAGUACUUCCUUUUAUAGGACUGAUAUGGAAAGGGUGAGUUUUGGCAACUCUGCAAUGACAAAUCCAGUUCCUAGAGUUACUCUAACAAGCAUGGGACAGAAUCAGGAGCAGAAUGAGGCUUUUAAAUCCAAAGUCUACAUGUGGUCCUUGAAGUGCACAGAUGUAAAUCUUGACACAGGAAGUCAAGAGAAUAAAAUGCUGCAUAUGGGAAAUGGAGAUCUGGCACAAAAUACAGGCAUACAAUUUGUUGCAAGUAGCCAAAAAACAACAAACAGUAACUCUAGAAGACAACGAUCAUCUGAGAAUAAAACGAGAAGAUGGACACAGAAGAUUAGGGAGAGAUGGAGGGACAGGUCAGGGAGUAAAAAGGGAAAAGAAGGAGCGAUAAUGUACCAGAAGAGUCAACAAGUACCUGAGACUUCACCUCAAAACCAGCUACUGACAGCUGAAAACACAUUCAGUAAGGAGGCACAGGAGACCCUCUCUGCACUAGACAACAGUGAUCCCAGUAAAAUCCCUCCUGCACACACAGACAACAGCACUCUCGAGGGACGUUUCAGGUCAUAUAGUGACUCUGAGUUUGGCCUAGGGUCAUUCAGUCUCCUGGAGGAAAUCGUCACUGGUCAAGAGUGGGCUGAGUUCCUACACCCUAACCAGUCAGAGGCGUCACCUGUUUCAAAUUUCGGCAUGGCGCCAGUAUCAGCCAAUGCUUUCCAACCUGCCAGUAUGGAUGUCUCAGAAGGAAAACAACAGUAUGUCAGAGAAGCUGAUCAGUUAGAGCCAAUGGAAGAUGGCUGUAACCAAUCAGAUGUGCAGUCUGGAGAGAGUGUUCUUAGUCCUCCGCCCUCUUUAAAGCCUGCCGAUAUUCUUUACAUGUCAGUGCUGAAGAGCCAGGCCCUCAGCAGAAAGAGACAACAUCGGUCAGCUGGGAGACGAAACAAGAGGCUUCAGACAGAGGAAAGUGAUAGGAAAGAGGCACAAAGAGAGGGAUCACUGAGCAUAACCAGCAGCCAUGUGAUGGAUGAAACAGGAGAGUCACGACAUGAUGAGGUCAUCCCUCUAUACACCCUAAAUCCUUCUCCUAUGCCCCUCUCUCCAUCCUUUUUUAAUCCUUGUGCUCCUGUACCCCGGAGUGUCCUCAUAUCUCAGGAUUCAGAGUACUCAGUGGAAACAGAAACAAAAAGGAGGCGAGUUGAGGACAACCGCCGGGUUCGUUUUUCAGAGGAGGUAGCAAUCAUAGAACCCCUGGAGCUGGAGCUGGGUAUUUCAGACUCAGAGGAGGACAUAGGCUCAGAGGAGGACUCUGUGAUAGAGCAGGAGUGUGAGCAAGCAGCGGUUGAGGACGUGGCCCUAACACGCCGACAUGCCCUCCCUGCCUGGAUACUGGCUCUGAAGAGGAAGAAUACUGGGAAGAAGCACACAUAGUGAGAGGAGGACUGCAAAAGUGAGCAUUUAGUCUCACAGACUUGUCCUCCUUAAAAUAAAUGGGGAAAUAUCAAAUUAGCUGAUGUAGAUAGUGUCAAAAUCAGUUUAAUCUGGUUUGAAGAUGCUUUUGAAAUAAAUGUCAAUAUCUGUCAAAUGUUUUCUCAGGCCAGAAGUAUCAGAGUGGAUUAAGAAGGAUCUAUUUAUCUUAACGGCUGAUUCUUUUAGUGCUGAAACGUAUGAGUGCACCAUUUCCUCAAGGCUGUGAGAUUUGCUUUCACAUCUUGUGAAAGGUUUGAUUUUAAGCCUUACACAACUAAAGGCCAUGUCAAGAUGAGUAUGGUUUGUAGUGCAGUACUGAUAGUUUGCUGACUGGAUUUUGUUUGUGGACAUGUAAAGCAUGUAAAAUCUGGUUCUGAAAAGUAACAAGCACCUAAAGUUUUAAAACAAAUGUAAUGGAGUGAAAAGUACAAUAUGUGCCUCUAAAGCCAAAGUCAAAGUAUUAUCUUA
Molecule: messenger RNA, 2975 nt
Organism: Monopterus albus (swamp eel)
Lineage: Eukaryota; Metazoa; Chordata; Actinopteri; Synbranchiformes; Synbranchidae
Exons: 6
Coding region: 609-2468 (619 amino acids)
Source: RefSeq, a predicted model, not a curated record